Molecule: messenger RNA, 1227 nt
Organism: Pieris macdunnoughi
Lineage: Eukaryota; Metazoa; Arthropoda; Insecta; Lepidoptera; Pieridae
Source: the annotation of a GenBank genome assembly
AUGGCUAAAGUAGAGCAACCAUUGUUUAUUUUACCAAAGAAACGAAAUGGAAAGAAGCUAAACUCAAUAGGUGGGCAUGUUGACCACAUCAUCACUGUUCAGGGAGCUACAGAUACAGACAUUGCAUCAAAAUACCAAAAUGGGUUAUCACCAGUAUCUGAACAUGUUACUAACGGGAUAAUUCACUCUACAAUGGAAGGCCUCAAAUCAAACAUGAAAAUAAACUUGCCCAUCAUCAAUGAUGUUAAUGAUGAAGAUAUUACAGAAAUAAUCACUGAAUCUAAACCAUGUCUGCAGAAAAAUGGCUACCAGCCUUUAACUUUGAAUAAUAGUAGAGAAAUUAUUGAUCUUUCACCUAUCUAUGAAAACUCUUCAGAUGCAUGCUCUAGUCAUGGAGAUUUGAGAGAUGACAAUGAUGUGAAUGAUGAAAUACAGAAAAGUUGCAGAAUGUUAAAUUCGGACACUAACGAAAGUGCAUGCCCAACUCCUAAUACCCUUUCUCAAACUCAUUCAGAAGUAAGUUUGGAAAUGGGCACAAUGACUGAUAGCCUCAAAAAUAGUGCUAAGAAAAAGAAGAAAGUUAACAUUAUUUCUGGUAUUACAGAGUCAGAAAAUAUAGAAACAGAGAUCACAGCCUUAAGAGUUGAUUCCGAAGCAUCUCUUACUACUGACUGCUCAUUAUCAGAGAGUAAAGAUGGUUACUUGACAAUGACUGGAACAAUAAAACGUGGUAAGAAAAAAGGUCAAAAUGUUGAUGUAAAACUAAAUAUAUCUCGUGAAGAAUUGGAAAUUAUCGAAGCAUCAAUUGUUGCAGAUGAGUUAAGUAAAAUGGAUGUGUCUCAAUGCUCACUGUAUAACGGUCCACAUAUAUUUUUAUUCAGCCUCCUUAUUGUACCAUUUGUUGUCUGUAUUUCUGCUGGCUAUUCAUUUUAUAUGGGUACUCUGGCUUGGUACAAUAUUUUUUCACAUAUUACUGAAGAGUUUACAUGUGUUAAAAAGAUGUUUUUGGCACCUAUAGUAAUUUUAUCAUACCCAUUUCUAAUUGUUAUAUUUACAAUUGGUUUAGGACUUUAUGCAGGUAUAGUACAAUUGACAUUUAGUGGAGCAAAUUGGUGGAAAGAUGUAUGUGACUUUGAGAAAGGUUUUUAUGGUUGGUUAUGUAAUGUAUUGGGCAUGUCCGAGUGUAGUCCAUAUGAGGUUGUAAUUCUAAUGGAUGUCAAACCAUAA